Messenger RNA from Laccaria bicolor S238N-H82, 681 nucleotides. RefSeq lists its product as uncharacterized. Bases 1 to 681 code for a protein of 226 amino acids. The record is from RefSeq and is a predicted model, not a curated record. The transcript has 6 exons. Lineage: Eukaryota; Fungi; Basidiomycota; Agaricomycetes; Agaricales; Hydnangiaceae.
AUGCCCGCUGCAUUCGCCCGUGCCAAGUCAUGCGGCUUAUUCUUCCGCGUUCUCACUGCUCUGUUUGCGGUCCUGGUCCGCCGGCGUCCCUUGCCCAUGCUCCAAUCUACGGCGACAGGAAGAUUUUGGAAUCAUCCGGCACCAAACGUUCUGAGCCUACCGGACACAAUUAUCAGCGAACUUCUUGCACGGAGCGCGUUUGGCGAGGACGGGGGACGCAUUGUCGCUGGGUCGACGUCGAUGUCGAGGGUACUAGGUCUGUGCACUCCGAAACCGCUCAUCAUCUUCCUCGGGUCCGUCCUGCUACCUCCUCUAUCUCCUUCAAACUCAGGCUUGGAACUGACUUCGAUCCAUCUCAUAAUCACCCGCAUUUGUAUUGAGAGCUUGAAAUUUACGAUACACUAUACACCGCCCCCUUUCCUCCGGCACUUUCUCUGCAGACUAGCCACGGUUCUGCAUCUCUGGAAGGGUAAGGGAGAACCGAGUGCAUGUGUCCAGUGCUGCAUCGAUGCUCACCGUGAUAAUGAUGGAGAAGUAUUCUUGAAUGGCCAGUGUUACGUGAACCAAGGUGCACACGGCGAGACCAAGGACAAGCAAGGCGCAGAUGACUUCAAGGACCCAUGCAAGAUACCACCGCGCAACACUUACACAUGUAUCUUCAAAGUUCAGACGGAUCGCUAA